GUUUGUUUUCAUUCGCUCCCGGUUGUUCCCGGUGUUCCGUAGUAAUAUGUACGGGUAUGGGUAUGGGUUGAAAUAUCUUACUUAUCCCAAUCUACCAUUAAUAUGUUAUAAUGUUUUCUCUUUGGAUACUUAUUGAAGGUCAUCAAGUUGAUGGCAGGUCUCGUGCUGGUGUUCACGAUGUGCUGGGCGCCCCUCCUCAUCUACAACCUGCUCGUCAAGUUUGAGGUGAUUUCCCGCUACACCCAGGCGGCGUACAUCCUCAAGCUGGCGCUGCAUCUCCUGGCGUACUCCAACAGCUGCGUCAACCCGGUCUGCUACGCUUUCCUUUCGCGACAUUUUAGGAGUAGCUUCAUGCAGAGUUGCAGAUGUCUGCCACCCCCUUUACGUGGCAGGUCCCGUAGUGGCAACUGGAUGACCAGCCGUACAACAGUGAUGAGGGAUACCACGUUCGUCAGCGGGACACGCCGGUCCAAAGCACCAAUCCAGGUUGACAGAACGACCGAGUUACCAGGUGAUGUGAACAGAGAUACUGGAUACACCACAGACAGCACCUGUACCACCUGUCAGCAUCGAUGGAAUAACAGACACAGCUCUAUCCAAGGCAGCACAACAAGUCGAUCUGAGUCACUAGGAAGCGCAAAGCUUCGUGUAACACUGCGCAGAUCCAACACUAGCACUACCCAUACAUGCUCGCUUACAAUCCAGACUGUAACUACGUACACUUGUCCAGCAGAAUCUACAAUUGGGACCGGGAAAGAAAAUUGCAGACAACAGAAGCCUUUACGAUUUGGAAGACGGGUAAAUUUCCCUAACAAGCUAUCAGAAAGCGCAGUAUUUGGUAUACAGGACCAGAAUUAUGAAAUAGCAACUAUUGGGGAACUGAACAACCAGACCCUGAAACCAGUUUAUUUUGAAACCUCUGUGUAGAAGACAAACGGCAAGGUCAAAUCAUAACUUGUUUUUCCUUGUCUUGAACAGGAACAAUUUUUCGAUUUCAGCAAUGCCAGUAUUCAAUCCACUAAUCUACAGUAGAAAUUUCCGAUGUUGCCACAUUAUAUAGUAUAAUGAUUAUAUUCUACUGUAUUAUAAAAAACUAAUGUUUCAUCAGGUGACACAGAAUCACUUGGUGUUGUCAUUGUUAAGUCCUCUAUAUCUGCCUAUCAAUAUCUGUAACUUUAUGUAUCUAAGUAUGUAUGGAUCUAUGAAAUCUAUGUCUAUGAUGUAUCAACCUAUAUAAAAAUUUAUGUAUCAACACUAUGCUUUGUUAUUUUCUCCGA
This is a messenger RNA of Branchiostoma floridae (Florida lancelet), 1277 nucleotides long. Its product is annotated as pyroglutamylated RF-amide peptide receptor-like. The transcript is spliced from 2 exons. The record is from RefSeq and is a predicted model, not a curated record. Gene Ontology annotation, molecular function: peptide binding; G protein-coupled receptor activity. Gene Ontology annotation, cellular component: membrane. Bases 151 to 927 code for a protein of 258 amino acids. Gene Ontology annotation, biological process: G protein-coupled receptor signaling pathway. Lineage: Eukaryota; Metazoa; Chordata; Leptocardii; Amphioxiformes; Branchiostomatidae.